CUUUCACUUUCUUUAUCCAAUAUUGAAGAAAACUUGUUUCCUUUACAUCCUCUUGUUCUUAAAACUUUUAUCCUUCCCUCUCCCUAUUGUAUGGUCUACCAUUCCACAUUCUGGAAAGAAACCCAACUCCUCAAAUUUUCAGCUGCCCCCUCUACUGCCUUUGGUGCCCAAUUUUGCAGCCCAAGAGCUAAUCAUUUGGCUUCCAAUUAGACUUAAAAUAGAACAGCUUCCGCAUUUCAUCAUUGAUGUUUGCUUAUUGAACCUGUUUGGCAGGUGGGAAAGGAAGAGCACUGAAUAGAAGCAUGGCUGGAAAUUUUAGAAAAUGUAUGAUGUUAUGUUGUUCAAGAAAGGUCUCGCAGAAGGAAGAAGACGACAUGGCAAACGACUCGUACGAGGAAGCCAUUGCAGGACUGUCCAAGCUUCUCAGUGAGAAAGCUAACCUCGGGAGCGUCGCCGCCGCAAAAAUCAAGCAGAUAACGGCCGAGUUAGAGGCGGCCAGUACGGCAGCGUUUAGCCCGGAGGAGAGGAUGAAAACCGGGUUCAUCCACUUCAAGACAGAGAAAUAUGAGAAAGAUCCCAACCUGUACGGUGCACUAGCCAAAGGCCAGAGCCCCAAGUUUAUGGUAUUUGCUUGCUCAGAUUCUCGAGUUUGCCCUUCUCAUAUCCUCAAUUUCCAACCAGGAGAGGCCUUUGUGGUCCGCAACAUUGCCAACAUGGUCCCUCCAUAUGAAAAGACGAUGUACUCAGGAGUGGGGGCUGCCAUUGAAUAUGCAGUGCUGCAUCUAAAGGUGGAGAAUAUUGUGGUUAUUGGCCACAGCUGCUGUGGUGGUAUAAAGGGGCUCAUGUCUAUCCCAGAUGAUGGAACCACUGCUAGUGAAUUUAUAGAAAAUUGGGUUCAAAUCUGUUCGAUCGCAAAGACCAAGGUUAAGACAGACUACAGCAGCUUAAGUUUUGAAGAACAAUGCCUCAACUGCGAGAAGGCAACUGUGAAUGUAUCACUGGAAAACCUGUUGACAUAUCCAUUCGUGAGAGAGGGACUGCUGAAGAAAACUCUGGCACUGAAAGGUGCACACUAUGAUUUUGUCAAGGGAACUUUUGAGCUCUGGAAUCUUGAUUUUAAGGUUACGCCCGCUGUAGCUUUAUGAGUUAUUCCUGCAACCUCAUGACCCUUCUUCAAUAUCAAAUAUAUAAGAGUGUUUCUCUCUUGCAGUGAAUUCUGUAAAUCUCCUAAUCAAUAAUAGUUUGAUAAAAUGAAACUGUGCCUGCCUUGUAAUUUAAUUUGAGUUCAUUUUUCCCUUCAAAGUCUGGUUUGUAAUUUUUUUGUGAUCUUGCAAUGUUGGACUUUGUAUACACACUACAGAAUAAUAUCGUCAAUCUCUUCCAAAUA
This is a messenger RNA of Hevea brasiliensis (rubber tree), 1387 nucleotides long. Its product is annotated as carbonic anhydrase 2. Lineage: Eukaryota; Viridiplantae; Streptophyta; Magnoliopsida; Malpighiales; Euphorbiaceae. Gene Ontology annotation, molecular function: zinc ion binding; carbonate dehydratase activity. The transcript has 9 exons. The record is from RefSeq and is a predicted model, not a curated record. The coding region runs from base 303 to 1145 and encodes 280 amino acids. Gene Ontology annotation, biological process: carbon utilization.